AUGCGAGUAAUGCGAGUGCGAGAAGGAGCGAGAAUUGCGAGAAUCGUCUCGCAAAUCGGAACACUAGUAAAUUCUGAGGAAAACGAGAAAAGCUUGAGUUGCUAUCUCCACAACGAAUUGACAGAGGAAGACAUUGAUUCUCAAUUAGUGCAUCUCUUCAAUUAUCUAUCGGAUCUUUUCAAUAAUAAGACUGUCGCCGUAUGGAUUCUACCAUCCCAGAUCGCAACGUCUCCUUUUCUUAUUUCGAAUCUCCAGUUUGAAAGUUGCCAACUUUUAAAAAUUAUUUAUGGCGGUUCGUUCAUUUUAUCAAACGAGGAUGUGUCACGACUACUGGAAAUUUGGAAGCCAACGAUUGCGAUCACAAUAAAAUGUCGAGUUAAGGAAAACUUUGGUCCGAGAAGUAUUCUGAAUCUCCCGCAGCUCUAUAUCUUCGAUGCUCGAUGGCUCACUUUCGAUGAUCUACUGAAUAUGGAAUGUGAGACGGCCUUUUUAAGAUACCAUUCAUUCACAGAGGAAGACGUCAAAAAGUUUAUAAACCAUUGGAUGGCUGGGAGUAAUCCAAAACUGAUGCAUCUUAGGCUGAGAGGUUUUAAAUUGGAGCCGAAUUGGGAGUACAUUCUGGAAGGGAUAGAAUAUGGAGUAUGGGAUGAGAAAGAAAAGAAGAAACGACCGAGGAAGUUCAAAGACCAUCAUAUAUACGAUAUUGAAGAAAUCGACUGCAAGAAUGGUCUGGAUUUCGAGAGAAAGAGUGAUGGAAUGAUUGGGACAGUCAUGCAUCAAUCUGACCAGAUCGAUUUCUUUGUGUGGCACGAUAUUCAAUUCUGA
This is a messenger RNA of Caenorhabditis remanei, 825 nucleotides long. RefSeq lists its product as uncharacterized. Gene Ontology annotation, biological process: embryo development. Bases 1 to 825 code for a protein of 274 amino acids. NCBI's taxonomy places the organism in Eukaryota, Metazoa, Nematoda, Chromadorea, Rhabditida, Rhabditidae. The transcript has 4 exons. The record is from RefSeq and is a predicted model, not a curated record.